ACCGUGGUGGUGUUGAGUGGCCGUCCCGGUCGGGCCCGCCCCCGAUGCAAGCUUCCUGAUAGGUAUUUUGAGCCCGGCCCCGAUCCGAGUCCUGGCGCGUGGGCUCAGUACACUUGAGGGUGCGUGGGGGCACACCAGGGGGGACGGGGGCUGAGUGGAAAGCACGCGCGUGGAAGGCCUGGAACGAGUCCGGACGCCGUGGACAAAGGCGGGAAGCCGGAACCCAUCGGCGAGGCACGGCCUCCAACCUCAGGCUGCGGCUGGGAACCUGGGGUCGGAAGUGAGCGCCAAGUGCAGGGGUUGCAUUAAGUAGCCCCUUCUGGGGAAUGGGAAGAAGUUAUGGAGACCUUGCCUGGAGAAGCCAGGACUUAUGGUAGCAGCUGUCCCUGCAGCGUGUCUCAAGUAGAAACAUGAGGGAAUGGUCAAGUCCAUCUUCCCUCGCUUUGCCAUUUUAAUAUGCGCUCUUCCCUGUGAGGAGGGAAAUCAGCUAAGGCCCAGGUCCCUCCUUGUUCAGUCUAGAAUUGCACCAUGGCAGAAACUGGGGAAGAGGAGACCGCAUCAGCAGAAGCCUCGGGGUUCUCGGACUUGAGUGACUCGGAGUUGGUAGAGUUUCUGGACCUGGAAGAAGCCAAAGAAUCAGCUGUUUCACUUAGCGAGCCUGGCCCUUCUUCUGAACUCCCUGGGAAGGAUGACAAGCCUGCAAGCUUGCAGAACUGGAAACAUGGGUUGGAUGUCUUGUCACCCAUGGAGAGAUUCCACUUGAAAUAUUUAUAUGUCACUGACCUGUGUUCUCAGAACUGGUGCGAAUUGCAAAUGGUGUAUGGAAAGGAACUCCCUGGUUUUCUGACCCCUGAGAAGGCAGCUGUUUUGGACAGUGGUGCUAGCAUCCACCUAGCAAAAGAACUAGAACUUCAUGAUCUUGUGACUGUCCCCAUCACCACUAAAGAAGAUGCCUGGGCAAUCAAGUUCCUCAACAUCCUGUCAAUGAUCCCUACCCUACAGUCAGAAGGGCGCAUCAGAGAGUUUCCUGUGUUUGGGGAAGUGGAGGGAGUAUUUCUUGUUGGAGUGAUCGAUGAGCUGCACUACACAUCCAAGGGGGAACUGGAGCUGGCCGAACUCAAGACACGAAGGCGCCCAGUGCUCCCUCUGUCAGCUCAGAAAAAGAAAGACUGUUUUCAAGUUAGCCUAUACAAAUACAUCUUUGAUGCCAUGGUACAAGGGAAGGUGACUCCUGCAAGCCUAAUCCACCAUACAAAACUGUGUCUAGACAAGCCACUGGGACCUUCAGUGCUGAGGCAUGCCCGACAAGGAGGCUUCUCUGUGAAGUCUUUGGGUGACCUCAUGGAGCUUGUUUUCUUGUCUCUUACACUGUCUGAUCUCCCCGCUAUUGAUACCCUGAAACUCGAGUAUAUCCAUCAAGAGACCGCCACUGUGUUGGGCACAGAGAUUGUAGCCUUUGAAGAGAAAGAAGUGAAGAGUAAGGUGCGGCAUUAUGUGGCCUACUGGACAGGCCACCGAGAUCCUCAAGGCGUUGAUGUGGAAGAGGCAUGGAAGUGUCGGACCUGUGACUAUGUAGACGUCUGUGAGUGGAGGAGGGGCCGUGGAGCGCUCAGCUCUUCGUUGGAGCCCAAAGCCAAGGAGUUGAAAUGACCAGAAGAUAUGCUUUCAGAAAUGUUGAUCAUUUCUGAUUUAAUAUACCCGUGUGAAAGGACCAGUCUCUCAGCUUGGCUUUCGUGGAUGAGGUUUUAAUUUUUAUGCCUGUGACCUUUAAUAACAUUCCAACCCAGGGCCAAGGAUCAGGAAAGAAUGGAGAGAUUUGGGGUUAUAGUGACCUUGGAGCUUUGAGAUGAAUUGAAAAGAAGACAGAUAUACAUCAUGUCUGCAGCAAGGUAUCCCUCACUAAUCACUGUUUUCUCAAGAUUAUUUGAGUUCUGAUAUUUUUAUUUAUUUUUUUUACAUUUUUCAUAAUAAAAAUGAAAUGCUCUCUAGAACU
Molecule: messenger RNA, 1993 nt
Organism: Peromyscus leucopus (white-footed mouse)
Lineage: Eukaryota; Metazoa; Chordata; Mammalia; Rodentia; Cricetidae
Gene: Exo5
Product: exonuclease 5
Exons: 2
Coding region: 529-1650 (373 amino acids)
Biological process (GO): interstrand cross-link repair
Cellular component (GO): nucleus
Molecular function (GO): single-stranded DNA 5'-3' DNA exonuclease activity
Source: RefSeq, a predicted model, not a curated record